AUGUCAGGACCAAUAAUUUGUUCAAAAUUUGAUCAGUUGGGAAACUACUUGGCAACUGGUAUGGUUGCCCUUGAUUCCCAUCAAGUCAAAGUUCAAUCCACAACCUCAUCGCAAGCAUCAUUAAAUACGUCAUUUACUUUAGAAAAAUCAAACAAACUAGUAAAUUUAUCAUGGAUCCCAUCAGAAUCAAUACAAUUGUUAGCUCUUUGUUUAACCAAGGGAAGCAUCUUGAUAUAUUCUCCUCAAACAAACGAAAUUGUUCUGGAAUUGACUAGUUCUGCAAAUGUCUCAAUUUUGGAUUUCCAUUACUCAACAAAUACUAGAUCUGGGUGGUCUUGUGAUAUAGAAGGUAAUGUAUGUGAAUGGGAUAUGAGUUCUUACACAUUAUUAAAUUCUUUCAAAGUUAGCGAAUACAUUGAAUCUGUUGAUUCUAUAAGUAGAAUAUCUACGGUGAUGUUCAAUUCUCAACCACAUUUAUUGCUUGGUUCAAAUGCAAUCUACCUUUUCAAUAGCAAACAAAGGGAACUUGUCAAGACUUUUCCAGGUCAUAUUCAACCAGUAAACUCGAUAACAACUUUAAACAAUGAUAUGUUUUUAACAAGCGCCAAAGGUGACCGAUUUGUUAAUUUGUACCAACUCGAUAAAACUAUUACAAGAGCUGUUUUUGUGGGUCUGUCAUCAGUGUCCAAUUUAUCAGUUUCCAUAAAAGACGAUAAGUCAAUUUUGGUGAUUAUUAAUGAAGAAGGGGAUAUUGAAAUUUUUAAUAAUCCAUUAUCAGACGCCAAAUCUCAACUUUCCACGCCAGUACCGAAAAAGAAAAGAAAACAAGUUGGUGUUACUUCAAGAUCUUUUAAUGCAACAAUUAAAUUAUCUCGUCCAGAAUCAGAAAUCAAAAGUCCACAGGAUACACAUCUAUUCAUCAAUGCUGUUUCAACUAAAGAUAACUUAAUCACAUUCACGUGGUUGGAGAAUUCCACUGUUCCAUUUUUUGACACCCUUAAAUGGAUUGAUGAAACUGGCUCUUUGGUUCUUGAAUCAACCAAAGUAUUACUAAAAUCCAAACCAAAUUUAAAAGUCACGCAACAUUUGACUAAUGGUCAUGAUGUGGCUGCACCAAAGCUUUAUACAGAAGGACACACCAUUGUGAGUGAUGGGAGUAACAUCAGAGAUUUGGAAUUCCAAGACCGCCAACUGGAUGAAGAAGACACAGAAGAAUCUUUAGCUGAAAAAUUAGAUCGAUUGGCAAUGGAUAAGACUACACAGCAAAAAUCAAGAAGAAAGAAACUAGAAGAAGCAAGAAGUGGUGUUUCCUUAUCGAUUGUAUUGACACAAUCUUUGAAAAACAACGAUCAAGCAUUAUUAGAAACGGUGUUAUCGAAUCGUGAUCCUAUCACUAUUCAAAACACAAUCAGUAGGUUAGACCCUUACUCAUGUGUCACAUUUUUGGAUAAAUUAAGUGAGAAGAUUCAACGUCAACCAACCAGAUUUGAUCAAGUGAGUUUUUGGCUCAAAUGGAUUCUUGUAAUUCAUGGUCCAGUUAUGGCGUCCUUGCCAAACUUAAGCAUCAAACUAUCUAGUUUACGUGCAGUGUUGACCAAAAAAGCCGAAGAAUUACCGAGGUUGUUAGAAUUACAAGGUAGAUUAAAGUUAAUGGAUGAUUAUGCAGAAUUGAGAAACGAAUUUAGCGUCGAAGACAUACUUGAGGAAGGUAUUGAAGAACCAAGCGAUAUUGAAUACAAUGAAGAAAUCGAUGAUGCGAAGUAUGUUGGUGUGAUCAGCGAUGACGAAGUUAUGGACGGCGUCGAUGACUUUGAUGAUCUUGACGAGGAAGAGGAAGAGGAAGAGGAAGAGGAAGAAGAGGAAGAUGAAGAUGAGGAGGAUAUUCCUGAUGCUGCAGAUUUGGAUGAUAUAGAUUCCGAUCUUGAAUAA
Messenger RNA from Candida dubliniensis CD36, 1929 nucleotides. RefSeq names its product U3 small nucleolar RNA-associated protein 5 (gene UTP5). Gene Ontology annotation, cellular component: nucleolus. Gene Ontology annotation, biological process: maturation of SSU-rRNA from tricistronic rRNA transcript (SSU-rRNA, 5.8S rRNA, LSU-rRNA). Gene Ontology annotation, molecular function: protein binding. The record is from RefSeq and is a predicted model, not a curated record. The coding region runs from base 1 to 1929 and encodes 642 amino acids. Lineage: Eukaryota; Fungi; Ascomycota; Pichiomycetes; Serinales; Debaryomycetaceae. The transcript has a single exon.